Coffea eugenioides is the source of this 2425-nucleotide messenger RNA. RefSeq names its product protein decapping 5. Bases 228 to 2036 code for a protein of 602 amino acids. The transcript is spliced from 8 exons. Gene Ontology annotation, biological process: cytoplasmic stress granule assembly; P-body assembly. Gene Ontology annotation, cellular component: P-body. Gene Ontology annotation, molecular function: mRNA binding. NCBI's taxonomy places the organism in Eukaryota, Viridiplantae, Streptophyta, Magnoliopsida, Gentianales, Rubiaceae. The record is from RefSeq and is a predicted model, not a curated record.
GCCGUGCACCUGCACCUCUUCUUAUCUUAAAGGAGUCAACUCACAGAGUUCACUAGCAGAAGGGGAAUUAAAAAAAAGAGAAAUUAUAUAUGCAUACAUGAUACAUGUAUAUGUAUAUAUAGAUAUAUAUCAUAUAUGUAUGUGUAUGUAUAGAGAUUAGAAAUAGCUCCUCUGUCUUGAAAUUGAGUAAUUAGAUAUAUCAAAGGUACAGUAGAAGAGUGGUGGGUAUGGCGGCGGCGGCGGAGAGUUCAUCGGCAUCGGCGAGUAGAUCUAGUAGCAGCGCGACGGCGGAUUCGUACAUCGGAAGUUUGAUAAGUUUGACUUCGAAGAGCGAGAUCAGAUACGAAGGCAUGUUGUAUAACAUUAAUACCGACGAGUCCAGCAUCGGCCUUCGCAACGUGAGAUCAUUUGGAACAGAAGGACGGAAAAAAGAUGGUGCUCAAGUCCCUCCUGGCGAUAAGAUUUAUGAAUACAUUCUCUUUCGAGGAAGUGAUAUUAAGGAUUUGCAAGUUAAAUCAUCCCCACCUGUACAAACUACCCCACCCAUAAAUAGUGAUCCUGCAAUUAUUCAGUCUCAUUAUCCUCUUUCAGCUACCACAUCAACAGCCUUGCCUACAGCUGUUACUGCUUCUUUACCAGAUCUUGGAUCACAUUCUGCUCAGUUGGGACACCCUGGCUCAACUUUCCAAGGUGGUCUGCCUUUGUAUCAACCCGGUGGGAAUUUGAGCUCUUGGGGGCCUUCACCUCCAAAUGCAAAUGGUAGUGGCCUUGCCAUGCCGAUGUAUUGGCAAGGAUAUUAUGGGGCGCCUAAUGGACUACCGCAAAUGCAUCAGCAAUCCUUACUUCGACCACCUCCUGGUCUUUCAAUGCCUCCAUCCAUGCAGCAGAUGCAGUAUUCUGGUUUUAAUACAUCUCUGCCGACCGCAGCUCCAAGCUUGCCUGGUUCAAAUUUGCCAGAAUAUCCUUCUGUGGCUCCCACCAGUAGUAGUUCCCUAAGUUCCUCUUCAUCUCUACCUGCUUCAACUUUGCCUUUGAGUGUCCCUCCUAUGCAGCCUCCAACACUAGGGUCUGAGCAAUCGAGCUUGGUCUUGAAUAAGGCUUCUGUUUCUCGUAUUCCCACAACAGCAGGUGCUAGCUUGCCCUCAUUGUCUCAUUUGACAACUUCAAGUCCAGAUUUAAGUUCUGUCGUGCCUUCGGGCCCCAGCAAAUCUAGUGCAGUUUCUGGUACAGUUUUGCAACACCAGAGUAUAUCCCAACCUGUUACUACAGUAGCUGGUACAUCUACCUCAAUUUUAGUGGAAACGCCUACACCUUCACUAAUAACUCCAGGGCAGCUGCUACUGACUGGACCAGCUUCAGUUUCCCUAAAUCAAUCAUCACAAACAAUGCAAAAGGAUGUGGAAGUGGUUCAAGUAUCAAUGACGACACCAUCAGAACCUCCAGCUCCUGUUUCAACAGAAGCUCAGCCACCUAUUUUGCCAUUGCCACCACCUGCUCGUUCCCAUAAGCCAAAUGGAGCACCUUUUCAGAUGCGUCACAAUUAUAGAGGCCGUGGAGGAAGGGGAACUGGGAUUGCGCGCCCAGUGACAAAAUUUGCAGAAGAUUUUGAUUUUGAGGCCAUGAAUGAAAAGUUCAACAAGGAUGAAGUAUGGGGUCAUCUUGGCAAAAGUAAUAAAGCACAACUGAAGGAGAAAGAUGGGGACGGGAAUGGUAGUGAUGAAGAUGAUUAUCAAGAUGAAUUUGACGAGGAGUUGCCAAAAAUUGAUGUGAAGCCUGUCUACAAGAAGGAUGACUUUUUUGACUCCCUCUCUUCCAACGCUGUUGACAAUGAUUCAAACCAUGGAAGGCCUAGGUUCUCAGAGCAGAUGAAGAUAGAUGCAGAGACAUUUGGAGAUUUUUCAAGGUACCGGGGUGGACGAGGAGGUCGUGGCCCAUUUCGUGGUGGUAGGUCUCGAGGUUCUUACUAUGGACGGGGGUAUAAUUAUGGCUAUGUUCCCAGGGGCCGUGGUCGAGGUGCAUCAAAUCGCCCAUUCUAGGGUGCGUUUUGUACUUUUCCAGAGUCGCAAUAGAAGCUGAAGCCAUAUAGUGCACUGGAAGUGAUGUAGUUCUAUGAUUAACAUGUUGUGCUUGUUAUCUGGGUCUUUAUAAAUAAAUGUAGGACACAAUGUCCCAUUGGUUUUACCCCAUUCACCAACUCAUUGACUUCUCAUCCACAUUUUCUGAAUGUAAGUUUUUUAGCAAUCGAGUGGAUUAGUCACUGAGUACAGGCUUGAAUGGUUUAUUAGCAGUGAAACCGUAUGUUCAACUGGGUCAGAAUUUCGAUAGGCUGAGAUUGUUUAUGAAGAUAAAUAUUUAAGCUUAUGGGAAGAUAUGUUUGUAUUAGUUGUUUACAAGCUUUUUGAAAACGCUUUCUUGGAUUUGAAUU